CACUACAGCAUCAAUUCAAGCAGCCCGCCUCGUCCGCGCGAGCAGCGGUGCACCGCUCUGGCGGAGCCCUUACCGGGGACGAGCAUCGCCAAAUGAACGAAACCAAACUGGUGGCGUGAAAAUGGAACCCUGAAAAACAUCGGGAAAGGGAAACAGGCUGGCCACCGCUGAAGAGUUAUUGCCACGUGGUGCAUGUGAGAGGGGGAGAGAGAGGCCAUCUGCCCCCAUGUCUGCCCCUGCUAACCGCAGAUCUGCAGGAUCACGCAGAUUCAACCCCCUGAAGGCUCUGCAGCCGAAACGCCGCUUGCAGCAAAUGUUGUCGUCCCCCUCCCCUUCAGUUUUUGACUAUUGCAGGUUCAUAGAGCUAGACUACAUUCCCAUGGAGACAGGCUUUAUGGUUUCAAUGCGCCAAAGUCGUGGAUUUCUCACCCCACAAUCGCCGGAACGCCACAAGCGACGGACGGCUGCCCCGGUCAGCACAAGGGAUCCUUAUGGCAACUCCUCUCUCAGUAGCAGCUCUGGGUCCUGCAAGGGCAGUGAUGGGAGUCCUACACCCAGGCGUCACAUGAAGUACACUUCCUGUAGUGAUAACCACGGGAUCCGACCACCGCCCCCCGAGCAGUACCUCACCCCCCUGCAGCAGAAGGAGGUGUGUAUCCGACACCUCCGCGCCCGACUGAAGGAGACCAUCGACAGACUGCAGGACAGGGACUCUGAGAUCGAGGAGCUGAGGACACAGCUGUCGCGCAUGCAGGAGGACUGGAUCGAGGAGGAGUGCCACCGCGUGGAGGCGCAGCUGGCCCUGAAGGAGGCGCGGAAGGAGAUCCAGCAGCUGAAGGAGGUGAUCGACGUGGUGCGGACGAGCCUGAGCGACACGGACACGGGCACGGUGCAGAAGUACUUCCAGGACAUCAACGUCCAGAACCGCAAGCUAGAGUCCCUGCUCUACAGCAUGGAGCUGGCGCAGGAUGGCUCCGUCAAGGACGAGGACAUGGGCGGCUGCGGGGGCGGAGCCAGAGCGGGGGCGGGGCUGGGGCCGUCGGGGUCCUGCGACGGUUCCCCGGCCCGCUCGCUGACCCGCAGCUCCACCUACACCAAGCUCAGCGACCAGGCGCUGGCGGACAAGAACGGGAACGCGCCGGACUUCCCCAGCCUGUCGGGAGGCGAGACCCAGGACAGCGGCUGCGUGUGUGGGGACAGCGGGGCCAGCCGGGCUGACCUGCUGCUGGAGGCGGCCUUCCUGUCCGAGGAGACGGCGUCCCUGCUGAGCUCCUACUCGCGCAUGCCGCACUCCUCCACCUACGAGAAGCUGUGCAGCACCGAGAAGAUGCUGCCACUCCGGUGCGGCGGCAGUGGCGGCAGCAGCAGCCACCCCUGCCUGGCGCACCACCACCUCUUCCUGCACCACCUCAGGGAGCAGGCCAUCCAGACGGAGUGCGGCCCGGCCUACAACCCCAACCUGGACACCAUCACCGAGAAGGUGUACAAGUCCCAGGCCUGCAGCCCCACCUCCACCUGGCUCUCCGAGGAAGGGGAGGACUUCGACACCAUCACCACGGCGACCACCACCGCCGCCGACCCCGCCGUGCCCCUGCUGCCCUCCUCCCUCUCCUGCACCUUGGAGCUGCCCCCGCUGGAGGACGAGGAGGCCCUGCCGCCCCAAACGUGCCAGCCCAAAAGCGUGGCACAGCAGCCCUUGGAGCAGGGCAGCGGAGUGACGGUGGUGGAGGUGGAGGAGGACAACGAAGACGAAGAGGGGGCAGAGGAGGGCGCCGUGGCAGCAUCCGGGGCAGCCGCCCCGCAGAGGAGCUACUGGAGCCGGCACUUCCUGGUGGACCUGCUGGCGGUGGCCAUGCCCGUGGUGCCGGCCAUGGCCUGGCUAUGCCGCGCCCCACGCAGGGAGGGCCAGCCCGUCUACAACAUCGGCUCGCUGCUGCGGGGCUGCUGCACCGUCGCCUUGCACUCCCUCCGCAGGGGCGGCAGUUCCUGGCACUACCCUGCAGGGGGCAGUGGCGGGGGAGUGAGGAGCACGCAGAUUUGAAACGGCCCACAUGCUCAACCCUCAGCCCUCAGCCCACUGCUCUGUCAGUCCCUGAAUGAUUUCACUCUUCUGAAUUGCAUAAGGAGGGGCACACAGAUCCAAAAUAACAUCUGCACCCUACCCUCCCUGGGUCCGGACCGCUGUUAAACAUUCACCCCUCCCCUCGCGUGCCCUGACCUGGACCCUCCUGCUCUCCCCUUCCUGCUCCUAGACUGCACGGAGGGACCAGGACAGCUGUGUCCAGCUGACUCAGAAUGAACAGGCCUCCAACUUCACAGCGAGGCAGGUCUGUCCUUCCGUCUGUCCGCCCAUCAGUCCGUCUGUCUGUUAGUCUGUCAGUACAUGUACAGUGAAUGGGUGCCACAUUCAGCCAGUCCCGAUACGUACGUGUAAUAUCAAACUUAACGUCAGACUCUUUUGCUGUGAAAAAGAAGACACUCUAUAGCCAAAGCACUUGGAUCACAAAUAAUGAGUCUUGUUGUCGGUGUGAUGAUACUGAAUGACCGACCGCGCUUGUGAAUCUGUGAAACUCCUGGUGACGCAGAACACUUUCCCUGACUCUGUGCGGGCCAUUGUUUAUUCAGCUUCCAGUCGUAAUCUGAACAUGCUUUGCAUGUUCAGCACAAUCACUAAUUUAUCAGUGUGCUAGACCAAAUCCAUAAAUUCAGAUGCACUGAUCAUGUCAACACCAUUGAUGAAACGG
Megalops cyprinoides (Indo-Pacific tarpon) is the source of this 2744-nucleotide messenger RNA. RefSeq names its product syntaphilin b (gene snphb). Gene Ontology annotation, biological process: neuron differentiation. NCBI's taxonomy places the organism in Eukaryota, Metazoa, Chordata, Actinopteri, Elopiformes, Megalopidae. The transcript has 7 exons. Bases 227 to 2041 code for a protein of 604 amino acids. Gene Ontology annotation, cellular component: mitochondrion; cytoplasmic microtubule. The record is from RefSeq and is a predicted model, not a curated record.